AUGAUUAAUAGUAUCAAUGAUGAUAAUCAUCGUUUUGAAAUAAUUCAACGUUUUGAACAUGAUGAUGUUAAUUUUCAAUGUGAUUUAAUGGAUGUCGCUUGGUGGAAGAGGCCAAAUUUAUUAGCAACGAGAUUUAAUGUUAUUCUACCAAGGUUUCGUUCAAAAGUAUCUUUAAAACUAACGAAUGAUAAUGAAAAUUUACAAACUUUAACUAUUCGCGAAUUACGAUCGAAUGAUUCGGGCGUUUAUGAAUGUGAAACACUUGGAGCUAUUCGACAAUUCAGUUUAAUCGUUAUGGUUCGACUCACAACUGUUGAAAUUGGUGCUCAAUUAAUAUCAUCACACGAUUCAAUAAAUGAUUAUAUAUCAAAUCAAACUGAUCAUAAUCUCUUACAUCAAUCAUUGAGAUCACAUAAUGGAUCUAUACACUUACGCGAACAUCAAUUAAUACGCCUUACAUGUGUUGUCUCACGAGCUCUACCAGCUGCAAUUCUUCAUUUUCCGUUUGACAUUGAUUAUCAUAUUGAAAGAAAUUCUACAGUAGAAAACGACGAUAAUACAUAUCGAACAAUACUUGUUUUAAUUCUUCGUAUUAAUCGAUAUUAUCAUAAACGUAUAUUUCAUUGUGAAGCAACUCAAUCAUUAAAUAAUGAUAAUGACACUCAAUAUGAACAACAUCGCGUUCUUUCCAAUAUUCUUCAAAUGGAUGUUGCUUACAGUCCAAUAUGUUCUCGUAAGACCACAACUUUGCCGGAAUUUUUAACAGGUAUCCGUCGUCCAAUCAAUAUAACAUGUCAUAUGAACAAUGGCAAUCCUGCAAAAAUAAAUUUCACUUGGCAUCUACCAAAUGGACAUAAACGUUUCGGAAAUUAUUUAAAUAAAACAUCAAAUUAUAUUACAAUAAAAGCAACUAAUAUUACUGACUUUGGCCAAAUUACUUGUCGAGCACAAAACGAAUUAGGUCUAUUUGGGGAAUGUCAUUUUAAUAUGGUUUUAGGAGGUGUACCCGAUCCAAUAGAAUCAUGUCAUUAUACAUAUUUAAAUACAACACUAACUGUAAAUUGUAUGGCUGGAUUUCAUCAAGGUGAUGAAGACUUUUUCUGUUAUAUGUAUAAGCGACAACAAGAUGGUUCUUAUUCGGAACAUGCUCGUUUGAAAGGCAAUUGUGCAUUUAUUCUUCCUGAUCUUAAACCUGAAUUUCAUCAUGAUUUUCGUGUAUUUACAAAAAAUAAAUUUGGAGAAAAUUUCGAUCGAAGUUAUUCCAUUCAAGUUGGAAAAUUGAAACCUGAAUCAUUUGCAGAGAAAACUGGCAUUCAUUGGCCUUUUACGGUUUUAUUUAUUAUCGGCGCAUGUCUUGCUUCAAUAGUUCUAGUUUGUUGUUCCUGUUAUAGAAUACGUAAAGCAAUGAAUUUUAAACGAAAAGCUGAAGAAAAUUUUGACAAUCUAACAUAUCGAAAUCAUAGUUCGCAUCAUUCGUAUCACAAUGCCAAUGGUAAUGAUUGUUUAGUACACGUCAAACAGAAUGGCAAUGGAAUAACCUAUCCUGUACGUCCCUAUCGUUCAAAAGAUUAUUUAAUAUCUGCUGGAUCAUCCGAAUUACAUCGUAACAAUACUCCCUUUAAGCCUAUAUGUCCAUCUGACGAUGAAACACCAUCAAAUUGUCGAAGCACAUUCAAAGAAACUGAUCUUGAUCAUAUACUUGAUCCAUCGAAUGAACGACCCGAUGGAACAAUGUCAAAUACGAAAACUCUAUUAAUAAAUCGAAACCGAACUAUAUUUACUCCGUAUGAUUCUAAAAAAGAAUCAAAUUAUGACUCCAAUCACUUUCCCGUUGUAAUGCAACGUCGUUCAAGUUUUCAGGCAGCAACGAAAUUGAAUAGUUUAGAUUUUUCUACCACGCCAGAAUCAUUUUACUUUUUUGAUAAACAAUUAAUAAAACCAAGUCAACGUGAUCAUUAUUCACCAGAACGUGAACAUUAUCGCGAAAAACGUCGUGACCAUUCAACAUAUACAAAAGUCGAUUUUAAACAAAAAAAUAGUCUCGUUUUCGAAAAUCAAAUGAUCAAAGAUGAAAACUCAACUAAGGAUCAAAAUUGGUCGGAAAUGAAAGCUGUUAAUGAAUAUAAUCGAGAAAUUUCGAAAGAUGAUAAAAAUUUUAUUUUAAGUAAUGAUGAUCGCUAUCGUGAUGACGGUAUUUUUGUGUAA
Messenger RNA from Rotaria socialis, 2205 nucleotides. NCBI's taxonomy places the organism in Eukaryota, Metazoa, Rotifera, Eurotatoria, Philodinida, Philodinidae. The record is from the annotation of a GenBank genome assembly.